Molecule: messenger RNA, 2661 nt
Organism: Darwinula stevensoni
Lineage: Eukaryota; Metazoa; Arthropoda; Ostracoda; Podocopida; Darwinulidae
Source: the annotation of a GenBank genome assembly
AUGGAGCGGCUCAGACCGUUUCCGCGCAAAGGCCGGCCGGUUCUACAACAAGAUCACAAACAAGGCAUAACGGACGUCUUCCUCCCGCGACAUGUCAUCCCCACCCACUACGACCUCCAACUUCGCACCGUCUUCGACGAAACCCUGGGCUUCCCCGUGCAGGGACGAGUUGUCAUCGACGUGGAGUGCCGGGAGGCUGCGACCAACAUCACCUUGCAUGCCGCCGACAUGACCAUCGAUAAUUACGUCAUCAGCGUUGCGGGUGGAAAUCCACUGCAAGUCGUGGAUGUGGAAACGGAUGGGCCUCGCCAGUUCCUCAUCUUCCAUCUCGGGGAGACACUCGACGUUGGCCUCGCUUAUAGCAUCGACCUGGACUUUUCGUACCCCUUGCGUCUAAACCUCGUCGGGUUCUAUCACAGUUCCUACAUGGAAUCCGGAGUGGAGAAACACCUUGGCGUGACGUUCUUCGAGCCGUCAUACGCGCGGCUGGCGUUCCCCUGCUUCGACGAACCCGACCUCAAGGCAAGAUUCGACAUCGCGAUCGGACGGGAGGAGGAUUGGAUGUCGCUCGCGAACAUGCCGCUCAAGGAGACGCUGUUGGACGAGGAUGGGACGUUCUUGGACGUGUUCGAGAAGUCGGUCCCGAUGGCGACCUAUACGGUCUGCUUCGCGGUCACGCAGUUCAGCGGAUUGACCUCCGACGGUCCGACGCCGUUUGGGGUGUAUGCCAGGCCGGAUGUCAUCGAAGACGGUGAGCUCAUGCUCAGUUACGGGCCGCUUACGAUGCUUUACUUUGAAGAAAUCUUUGCGACUGACGAACCCAUGCCCAAGAUGGACCUCAUAAGCUUUCCAGACUUCUUGCACGGAGCGAUGGAGAACUGGGGUUUGGUCACUUAUCAGGAAGAGGCUCUUCUCGUCGACAACCAGCGGGAUCACUUCUCCAGGGUCUACGACACCAGUACCGUGACGUCGCACGAGCUCGCACACAAUUUCUUCGGGAACCUUGUCACGAUGAAGUGGUGGGAUAUGAUUUGGCUCAACGAGGGUUUCGCCAUGUACUGCACGUAUUUGGGGGUGCUGGGACCGAAUCCGGCAUGGAAAACGGAGCAUUCGAAUGUGUUGAGCACGCUGGGGACCUUCGGGGCGGACGCGCAGGAGUCGAUCCACCCGUUGGUCGCGGACGUAUUCACCCUCGACGAGAUCUGGAGUCUCUUUGACAUCGCGUACGGGAAAGGGAGCGGUUUGCUGAAAAUGAUCGAAGGAUUCAUGGGCGGCGUGGAACCGUUCUACGAUGGGAUUGCGGCCUAUCUUGCCGAGUCUAGCUUUGAUAACGUGGUGGAGGAGGACCUGUGGCGUCACCUGCAGGCAUCGGCCGAGGACUGGGGAGUCGACCUCGGGGGACGCACCAUCUCGCAGAUCAUGACCGGAUGGACCCGACAAGCCGGUUUCCCCUUCAUCACUGCGAUCCGCGACUACGACACCGGCGAGAUCAGCAUACGACAAGAAAGAUUCUUCAGCGACCCCGAUGCCAACCCCGACCCCACGCUAUGGAUCGUCCCGAUCCAAUUCUACACACCCGAAGGAGGCGAAGGAGUCUACUGGCUAGCCGAGGCGGAAGGUUCUCUGGCGACACAACCAAUGCCAGGCCCCGAAGAAUUCCUCACGCUCAACUGGGGCUUCUACGGGUUCUGCCGAAUCAACUACGACCUCCAGAACUGGCAGCUCCUGGCAUCGGAGCUCGAGCGAGACCCUAACCAGUUUCCUUUCCCCAAUCGGGCGGAGUUCCUCGACGACGCAUUCACUUUCGUGGCGUCGGGACACUUGGCAUCCUACGACGUUCCUCUGUCUCUCACCCGAUUCCUGAGAAGCGAGACGGAGUACUCUCCUUGGGCCAUUGCUGCAACCCAUCUCGAUUAUCCGAUCCGCAUGUUCGUUUCGACCGAACGGUACGCUUUGAUCCAGACGUAUUUGCUGAGUCUCUUGGAACCGAGAUUCGCCGGAACGCCGUUCGAGACGCUGGAGGAGUUCACGGGAGUCUACGAGGACAUCAUGGAGUGGUACUAUGCCAACACGAUCCAGAGUCUCUCCUGCGGCAUGGAAAGCAUUGCAUGCAUUCAACGGGCGUCGGAACUCUUCCAGCUUUGGAAGUCCGUCUACGAUCCACAGGAUCCGGAUAAACGCGUCCUGAGUCCAAACGUGAAGAGCACUGUCUUCGUUUACGGAAUUUAUGGAGGCGACGACAGCGACUGGGAAUUUGGAUACCAGCACAAUCAGCUUACGGGAUCUGAAUCCGACAGAAGCGCCAUGCUUUCGGCUCUCGCAUCGUGCACAAACGAGGCACUUCUGUCUCGGCUGCUGGAUGACAUCCUUUCGUCGACGUCCCCCAUCCGCGUGCAGGACGGGGCUCAGCUCGCCUUCGACUUCCUCAGCGACAACUGGGAUGCCUUCAAGGCUCGCUUCGGAGACAUCGGCCCCUUCGUCGCGGCUUUCCAGGACUUCAACACCCCGGCAGACCUCGACGCUCUGACAGCGCUCCGCGACGAACAUCCCGAGGAUGCAGGUGCCUUCGCUGCCACCGUCGCAGGCGUCGAACGGAACAUCGCCUGGAUGGACCAGCAUUUCGAUUUCAUCGUCGAUUGGCUAAGUGCAAACAUUUCGUAA